UUAUUCCAGGGUUAUGUGGUUUACCGUGUGCGUGUUAGGAGGGGUGGCAGGAAGAGACCAGUUCCCAAAGGUAUUGUUUACGGUAAGCCAACCAACCAAGGUGUUACUCAAUUGAAGUUUCAACGCAGCAAGAGGUCCGUUGCUGAAGAGCGAGCUGGAAGGAAGUUGGGUGGCCUCAGGGUCCUCAAUUCUUACUGGGUGAAUGAGGACUCAACCUACAAAUAUUUUGAGAUCAUUCUGGUGGAUGUUGCCCACAGUGCUGUAAGAAAUGAUCCAAGAAUUAACUGGCUCUGCAAUCCAGUCCAUAAGCACAGGGAACUUCGUGGCCUCACUUCUGCUGGGAAAAGUAACAGGGGUUUACGUGGCAGAGGACAUCUAUACCACAAUAACCGUCCAUCACGCAGGGCAACCUGGAAGCGAAACAACACCCUUUCUCUUCGUCGUUACCGCUGAUUUUAUUACUGUAUUGUUAUCUUGCUUCAUUUUCUGAAAAUUUGGAGUGCAUUAUAAGACUAUAGGAAAUUAUCAGUUUUGAACGCCUCAUCCUUUUUUCAACCCCGAAUCCCGUUUUAGUAGCUAAACUGGAGAGAUUAAUGAUGUCAGAUUUUUGCUAUUUGUUGGUAUUGUUUGUUAUUGAUUUUGUGGUAC
Molecule: messenger RNA, 648 nt
Organism: Vigna umbellata (rice bean)
Lineage: Eukaryota; Viridiplantae; Streptophyta; Magnoliopsida; Fabales; Fabaceae
Source: RefSeq, a predicted model, not a curated record